AUGAAGCUUACUCACAUCGUAUCCCUGGGUUUCGCUCUGGCCAUAGGCGCCUCCAAUGUUUUGGGCACGCCGUUGCCGAACGCCGCCGUGAAGCGCGACGCGAUUACGUCUGCUCUGACCUCUUUGGAAGACGAGAUCAGCUCUGUUCUAGGUGAAAUCACAAACCUCGGUCAAUCAGGCGGCGCUUCAGCGGACAACCUCGCUCCACUCAUUGAGCAGAUCAUCUCCGAAAUUACGUCCACUACGGCCGCGAUCGAUUCAGCGAGUAGCGGCAGCGGCAUUGGCGACCUCGUACCUACUGCCGGUACACUGACUACAAUAAUCACCAACAUAGCUACAUCGCUGCAAACGGUGCCGACGAGCGUCAUCUCUGCGACCCCAAAUACGUCGGGCCUUGGUUCAGCCCUGGGCAAUCUACAGGACGAAGUGAAUGACAUCGUGCCAGGAGUAACCGCAGAGCUCGCUAGCGCGUUGGACCCCAUUUCUUCGAUCCUCGAUAGCUUGGGUCUCGGUGACCUGCUCAGCGUCUUGGGUCUUCUCACCGGCAUCCUGGGAAUUCUGUAGGGGAAGUCUUGACGCGGAGGUUAGGUGAGACGGCUUCCAACAGAAAGGCUCGCAUUUCUUUGACGUAGUGGUGUGUACGGAGGACGCUGUGCUGAGAUAGGGCACUGAACCUUUCGUCUUCGAUUCUUUGGGCAUUU
This is a messenger RNA of Gloeophyllum trabeum ATCC 11539, 701 nucleotides long. RefSeq lists its product as uncharacterized. The transcript is spliced from 4 exons. NCBI's taxonomy places the organism in Eukaryota, Fungi, Basidiomycota, Agaricomycetes, Gloeophyllales, Gloeophyllaceae. The coding region runs from base 1 to 564 and encodes 187 amino acids. The record is from RefSeq and is a predicted model, not a curated record.